GCACAAUGCCGAGCCGUAAAAAGAGUAUAAAUGUCGUGUUGUGUUCCGAAAACAAGCUGUUUGCAACUGUCUCGAAGCAGAAUGCGCGUGAGCGUCCUGACUGUCUUCGCCCUGGCCGCGCUCGUGCGCUUUUGUCAAGGUGAGAAGAGAGCCAGGUGUGCACAGGUGAGCUGCCUGGCCAGCUGUCUGCCUCUACCCAUGAUGAAGGACAUGAUCAAAACACUGAAGAGCAUCAGCAAGCCUUGGCCUAGUGACAGCAGACGCCACAAAAGAUUUUUGCCAAAGUUUUACAUCAAGAAGCUGAACAUCGCUGAUAUCAGCAAGAUGCUGGGAAUCUAUGAAGAUCACGUAUUCAUGAAGUUGUGGAGCCAUGGCAUAGAUUAUCCCGAGAGGUUCAUCCAUUCCUUUUACAGACUAAAAAUCAGUGUGGAACGCUGUAAGGAGAAUGGUCAAGCAGAACUCACUCGCUAUGCAAGGAAGAAGAUCAAGGAAAUGGAAGAGGCUUUCAAAAAGCUGCAAUCAACGGAGCUAUCACAAGCAGUUGGAGAUUUUGAGACAAUACUUCGUUGGAUCAGUCUUUACAUUGACAAAAAUCUGUCACACAGCAAAUGCCAGUAGUCUGUGGCUAUAAAAUAUGACUGAGUCAGCAAAGAAACAGAUGGUAGAGGUAGGGCUGGGCAAUAUGACAAAAUAUCACAUCAUCAUACUGAAUCACAAUUUAUCCUUGAUUCACAAACAGCCAGCAAUCUAGUAGCAUUUAUUAUAAUUCAUUUAUAAAAUAAAUGAAUAAAUGUUUAACACUGAGCAGUAGUAAAAGAAUAAUUCAAGAGUUUAACAUGUUAACAUUUAAACAUUGUUUAAACAAAGUACACAAUUUACAGUACACCACAUUAGCUGCUUCCAGUCGGGUUGUAAAUAAAUUUAUUGAAAGUCGUAUUAUAUCCAAGAUAUCUAAAAAAAAACAUUUCAAUGUUAUAGUGUCAUUUUGUCCGGCUCUAGGCAGAGGCUUAUAUUGUGCUUUAGGAGUAUGGCAAAUGCUGUUGCCUUUUCUUGAGACUUUGUUUGAAAUGGAAAAAUUACCCGAUCACAUUACCCUUGCUUACUUUCCUAUGAAUGUCUCAUGCAACCAGAUGGUAAUAGUAUACCAAUAGGCUCCAGUUCACUUUGCACACCUGGCAGCCAGAUGGUACCAUAAACAUGACUUCACCUACCACUGACUGAUGAGUCAAACUGUAGAGGAACCUCCACAGUUCCUCCAUUGUGACUUUUUUAUUUGGUCCAAUAACUUAACCCAGUGUCUUAGUGUUGAGUCUAUGCAUGUGGAGGACAAGGUGCGGAUCCUGCAGCUAAAUGUCAAUGUCAGUAUUUAUUGUGCUUAAAAUAAAUUAUUUUGUCUUA
Tachysurus vachellii is the source of this 1398-nucleotide messenger RNA. It is a transcript of the gene il26, whose product is annotated as interleukin 26. The record is from RefSeq and is a predicted model, not a curated record. The coding region runs from base 31 to 618 and encodes 195 amino acids. Lineage: Eukaryota; Metazoa; Chordata; Actinopteri; Siluriformes; Bagridae. The transcript has 5 exons.